Molecule: messenger RNA, 1197 nt
Organism: Morus notabilis
Lineage: Eukaryota; Viridiplantae; Streptophyta; Magnoliopsida; Rosales; Moraceae
Exons: 7
Coding region: 1-1197 (398 amino acids)
Source: RefSeq, a predicted model, not a curated record
AUGGGUUUCGAAAAUCAUAAAACAGUAUUUAGGAGCUGUGGCAUACUCGCCCUGAUAACUUUGUAUCAUCUAAAUCCCGUUGAAUUUGCAUAUGGAAGAAACAUUGCAUCUGGGAGACAUGAUUUAGAAUUGGUAAAGCACAAGGGAACGUUCAAAAGCAUAGAGAGCAAAAAUGGCGAAGUGAUAGAUUGUGUUGAUAUUUAUAAGCAACCUGCUUUUGAUCACCCGCUACUCAAGAAUCACACCAUAGAGAUGCAUCCGAGUUCAAAUCAAAAUGUAGUAGAAUCAGAAAACGACCAAAUAACGCCAUAUUUACAAGAGUGGCAUGAGAAUGGAGAAUGCCCAGAAGGAACAAUACCCAUCGUACGGACACUAAAAUCUGUUUAUCCUCGGAAGGCCAUUUUAAAUAUCUCCAUAGAUAGGAUUGGCCACCAUCAGUUCGGUGCUCCAACUGGUCAUGAGUACGCUCAAGUUACUUUUAAUGGUGGAAAGUACUAUGGAGUACAGGCAAAUAUCAACGUAUGGACUCCAACAACAUAUAGCUCAGAAUAUAGUUUAGCUCAACUUUGGGUUUUAUCAGGCGAAGGAGAAAAUUUGAAUUCUGUGGAAGCUGGGUGGAUGGUUAAUUCAGGGGACAAAUUCACAAAGUUCUUCACAUUCUGGACUAGGGACGGCUAUCAAAACUCAGGUUGCUACAAUCUUGAUUGCCCCGGUUUUGUACAAGUAAACAGGCGAUUUGCCUUAGAUUACAAAAUAAACCGUGUUUCCACCUACAAUGGCCCACAAUUCAAUAUACCAAUCACUAUAUUCAAGAACAAGGUAAGCGGACAUUGGUGGCUGCAAAUUCUAAACACUUCAAUAGGAUAUUGGCCGGACUCUAUUUUUACGACGCUGCGUGAUGGUUCUAACACAAUAAACUGCGGCGGAGAGAUCAUAAACAACGAAGCUGGGGGUCGUCACACUCAAACUGAUAUGGGAAGUGGGCAUUUUCCAAUUGAAGGCUUUAAAAGAGCAAGUUAUUUUAGCAACAUCAAGUAUAUGGAUGGCAAUGGUGAGUUCAAAGAUCCGGAGCAGCUUAUACCUUAUGCUACAAAACCUUCAUGCUAUGAUUUGCACGUCGGAGAAGACAAGAGUACUAGUUCUGGGACCUAUUUCUAUUUUGGGGGUCCUGGAUAUUCAGAUAUUUGUCAAAAUUGA